AACACACAAACAAUUCAAUUAUUCUAGUCAUUAUCAUUUUAUCUAGUCAAACAAAAUGAUCUCAAUCAAUCGAUUAAUGCAAAUUAUUGAACAUUACAACAGUAUUAUUAUACAAAUCUAUUUAUCAUUUAUUCCAUUAUUUAUUGUUAUUACAUAUGCAUUUUCUCAUUUAUCUCAACAACAAUCGGAUUCUGUUUGCAGUAAAACAACUGAUUAUAAAUAUGAUUUUACCGAAUGUGAUGAAUUUGGUGGUAAAUGGCGUGUAUUGGUGCCGAAUACACCGGAUCAUUGUGCAAAUCGAUCUAUAACAUAUGUUCCAACACGGAUACAUAAUUGUUAUACAUCAUGUGAAGGUGGUCAAUUUUUUAAUAAAUCAUCAUUAUUUUGUGAAGAUUGUCAACCUGGCCAUUAUUCCUUGAGUGGUGGAAUCGUAUUUGAUAAUUUCAAAAGUUUACCAAAUUCUCUUCCCGAUGGUUUUCAUGUGAAAACCGAAUAUAGAGGACAUGAUAACAUUGCAGAUGGCCUUUGUUCAGGAUGGUAUGUGGACAAUACAACAGGAACAUUAAUUCUUCGUAUCGAUAUGAAACAGGCGAAUGCAAACAGUGGAUGUAUAUCGAUUGUUACGUACACAGCCAAAGUAGUAAAACGUGGCCGGCUUCGUUUUACUUAUCAUUAUAAAACGCCGAACAAUAUGCCAUUAUCAUUAUUGUUCACCUUUAAUUAUCGCCUUUAUGAUGGUAUCGGUGUCAUUGAAAAUGAUAUCGAUACAAACAUAAAAUUUCCUAUGACUACUAUGGAAAGAAAAUUCGAAACGAUUGAAUUGCCACUUCAAACACCGGGUUUAUAUAUAUUUACCUGGAAAAGUGUUGUCAUCAAAAAUUUUCGUAAUUAUUUUUCCGUAUCGAAUAUGAUGAAUUUUGACAGCUAUGGCCAUAGUCCGAUAAAUUUUGAUGGCUUCCAAAAUCAAGGUAAUUCGUAUCAGGAAAAUUUGUUGCAAAAUAUGCUUUCCACUAUUGGAAUCAUCCGAAUUGAAAAGAUCAUUAUUGAAGGUGUUGCUUAUGCUUCCGAAUGUACUCCAUGUGAAGCUGGAACAUAUGCACCUGAAGCUGGAAUGAAAGAAUGUUUACUUUGUCCACAAAACACUGCUUUCAAUGGUUCAGGUUCUAUUCGUUGUUCCAAAUGCGAUCUUAUCAAAGAAUACGCUGUUGUCGGUUCAACAUAUUGUUCAAAAAGACCAGUUUGUGGUAGCAAUGAUUUUUUCGCUGUACCAAAAAAUGCUUGCGAUCCUCACAGUUUGAAACAAGAAAUCGAAUAUCGAUGGAUUGAACCACGUAUUUGUGUGGAUUCUAACAGUGUGUUUCCACGUGGAAAUAGCAUAAUCAAUUGUACAUUAUCUAAUCAUACAAUCGAUUGUGAUCUUGGUAUGGAAAUUAAAUCCGAAUCAAAUGGAAAAUUUUGUCAAUUCUGUCCCGAAGGUUAUUAUAGAGAUGAAAAAAUUGUCAAAUGUCAACCAUGUUCACCAAUGACAAAUCCAUAUUAUGCUCUAUCUGUUCGUCACUGGAAUAAUUCAUUGCCAGGAUGGUCUCAUCAUCCUGUCCACAACAUGUUCAAUGUUCAUGAAGAUUUUUUUGCUGAAAAUUCUGUCUAUUUGAAUUCUUAUUUUAGUCGACAAUGUUUUCGAAGCGAUGAUGAUCUUGUUUAUAAUGCGAAAAGCAGUAAUGAUGCUACUAUUUUCGACGCAAAAGGUGAAUGUAUUUCAACGAUUGCAUGGCAAACAUUUGAUGAUUAUAUUCGAACUGGAGCAUCAGCGCCAUUGAAUGCCUAUUUAAUUCUAUCAUUGGCCAUACCUUAUUUUCGUUCAGCCGAACAAAACGAAUUGACUUUUGAUUUUGAACUUAACUGCAACCAAAACAACAACAAUGAUGAUGAUGACGAUGAUGAUCAAUGUUUAUUUUUAUUUGUUGAAACUCUAUCUGAUGAAAGCGAUCUACAAUCAAAUGAAAAAGAUUUUAUUCAACAACAAUCCACCACCAGUGAUAUCAACAUCAAUAGUGGUAGUAAUAAUAAUAAGAAAAAAUACUUUUCAUUUUCACAGCAGACCAUCAAUCAAGUGAUCAAAGAAUGGACACAAUCUACAGAUGCUCGAACUGUUUUUCGUCACAAAAUUCGACGAAAUAUUUCAUUGACUUUUAGCUGGAUUUUUAAACGUACAACAAGCUUUCAAUCAUAUGCUAAGAUUCAUUCACUAUUAUUAACUGGUUCUGCUAUUGGUUCAGCUAUCCGUUGUCAAAGUUGUCCAACGAUAAUUGAUUCAUCUUUAUCAUCAUCAUCAUUAACUGAAUGUAUUUCCUGUCCAAAUGGACAAUAUCUACAUCGUAUGGUAAUGAAUACAACUGGUAGAAAUGAUUCAGGUCAAGAAUUAUUGAUGAAUAAUAAUAAUUAUCGUUGUGAAAAUUGUCCUGAAAAUUAUAUUCUAAACAACAACAACAACAAUAAUAGAGAUGGAUUACCCGUUGGAAUUGAAUCUUGUGUGGCUUGUGGUGAAAAUCUUCAUUCAGACAAUGAUGCAAAUAUUUGUUAUAGUAAUUGUUUAGUCACUUUUGAUCAUCAAGAUCAUUAUGAUCUAAAUGAACUUGAACAGCCUAUUAUUUAUAAAGGCAUCAAUCUAUUCACAUCUGGUGGUACUCAAUAUAUGAAUAUGUUUCAAAUUAGUCUUUGUGGCCAUAGAAAACGUGAUCAUUUAUCAACAUGUUUGAAUAAUAUUACAGUAUUUGCCGAUGAUUCAUCUGGUGUUCGUUCAUUUAUAUGUCGUUCAACAAUCAUACCGGAUGGAUCGAAAAUAUUUACAGCACAAUCAGCUAGUCUAGGCGAUGAACUAUUGUUGAUUACACGACAAACAUCUUAUGCAAACAUUUCAAUACAUGAUGAAUUCCUCAAUAGUCCGGAUGCAAAUAAAUAUGAUAAAGAUUUUCAUUUAUUUUUCAAAACUAAUUCACCAACAACGGUAUGUCUCACGGGAAGAAAAUUGACAAUCACAAUGAGAUGUAUGCCAGGAAAAGAAAUGGCCAUAAUAAAGACACCGAAUUCUUGUCCCGAUGGAACAUGUAAUGGAUGUGAUUUUCAUCUGUUAAUCGAAACCGGUACAGCUGCUGCUUGUCGUCUUUGUCGUCCAUAUUCAAAUGAUUAUGAAACAGUCAUUGGUGAAUGUAUUGAUGGUUCACAACAGAUUCAUUAUGUUAAUCCUAAAGGUUGUGUAAUGAAAAAAUCCCAAACAAACGAUACGACUGCAACAAAAUAUGUAAUAAGACGACCUUGUUCAUUAUUGUUACCGAAACAAGUUCAAAUCGGCAUAGCAAUAGCUAUGGUAUCUGGUCUAUUACUUUUAUUGCUUGUAUUCUAUUUCUGGAAUAAGAAUCGUUCAUUAGAAUAUAAAUAUACAAAAUUGAUUGAAAAUACAUGCGAUGGAAAAGGAAAUGGUGAUGAUGAUGAUAAUGAUGAUGAUGGAAUGACUAUCGAUAAUUGUUGUGUUGAAGAUGAUUAUGAUUGCCAUCAGGAUAAGAAUAAUUCUCAUAAUAAUAAUAAAAUUAUUCACAUAUCAUUUGAUAAUAAAAAUCAUAAUAAUCAUCAUGCUCCCAAUAAUCGAUUGGAUAAACGAUCAAUAAUCAAACACGGUGAUGAUGAUGAUUUACAGCAACAAGUUGAAUUGCAACAAUUGUUUCCGAAUGAAUCCAAUAAAAACAAUCGUCAAACAUUUGAUGAUGAAGGCUAUGAAACGAUUCAUCUAAUUUCGGCAAAUACUAGUCAAACGCCAACAACAACAACAACAACAACUAAUAAUCUAACAAUCUAAAAUAAUCAAUUAUCUUUUCAUUUUAUUGAU
Dermatophagoides farinae (American house dust mite) is the source of this 3880-nucleotide messenger RNA. RefSeq names its product endosome/lysosome-associated apoptosis and autophagy regulator family member 2-like. The record is from RefSeq and is a predicted model, not a curated record. Gene Ontology annotation, cellular component: membrane. NCBI's taxonomy places the organism in Eukaryota, Metazoa, Arthropoda, Arachnida, Sarcoptiformes, Pyroglyphidae.